Messenger RNA from Oppiella nova, 903 nucleotides. The record is from the annotation of a GenBank genome assembly. Lineage: Eukaryota; Metazoa; Arthropoda; Arachnida; Sarcoptiformes; Oppiidae.
AUGGAUGGAUGUCUUGGAUUGGGUCAUAACAAGUCCAUUGAUUCGCCGCAAGUUAUACCAGAAUUAUGUUAUCAAAACAUUCAGACAUUUAUUAUUGGUCAUGGAUUUGGAUUGGCUAUGAAUAGUGUGAACCAUAUAUUCAGUUGGGGUCCCAAUAUGUGGGGACAGUUGGGUAGAGAUGUGACACCAGAAGGGGUUUAUUUAAAACCCGAGAGAAUCUCGUAUUUUGACGACAAAAAUGUCCAACAAAUCAGUUGUGGUUCCCAUCACUCACUGGCCCUCACAUCCAAUGGACAGGUGUAUGGGUGGGGACGUAAUAUUGAGGGACAGAUUGGUUGUGGAGGACAACAAAAAUAUAUUGGGAGACGAUAUAGGAUCGGGUGGUUUUGGGACAAUUUUGAUCAAAAAGAAGUGCAAAAUCUAGUGAAUGUUAGAUCAGAAUAUGUGGUCAGAUAUUACCACUCAUGGCGUGAACAGGAUUUUGGUUACAUUCAGAUGGAGUUGUGUUCACAAAAUCUUCGGCAUAUACUUGAAGUCAAACCACAAGCAUUUGAGAGACAAUCGGGAGAUCCCAUGGAUUGUAUCGAGUAUUUCAUUUCAUGCGAAAUAUUUCGACAGAUCUUAGAAGCUGUUCAAUAUUUGCAUGGAUUGGAUCCACAGAUGAUUCACAGAGACCUCAAACCCGACAAUAUAUUGAUUGCACACAACGUAAGGAACGGUAGAUUUGUUAAGUUAUGUGACUUCGGUUUGGCUACAGUUCACGACAAACGCAUUCAUUACAUAACUAAACACAAACAUACGGCAGAUAUUGGGGACAUGAGGUAUAUGGCCCCAGAAAUUGGUCGGGGUGAAAAAUACGGCCUGAAAAUUGGAAUCAUAGGCCGGGAUGUAGUGAAGUGUUGA